Zasmidium cellare ATCC 36951 is the source of this 711-nucleotide messenger RNA. RefSeq lists its product as uncharacterized. NCBI's taxonomy places the organism in Eukaryota, Fungi, Ascomycota, Dothideomycetes, Mycosphaerellales, Mycosphaerellaceae. The record is from RefSeq and is a predicted model, not a curated record. The transcript is spliced from 2 exons. Bases 1 to 711 code for a protein of 236 amino acids.
AUGCCCGCCCAGAGCAAGGAUCAAAAUGGCAUUUCAAGUCCGCCACCUUCAACACCACAAUUCACAAAUUCCAACGACAUCCAACACGUUUCUGCAGUUGUGCCUUCACUCACCGCUACUGCUGGGCCAGCGCAAAACAACAGUGGCGGCGCCAAUGGUGUAGAACCGCAAUGGAAGGGAGGCUUCGUUGCUGGUGUUCUUGAAAAGUGUGAUCCGAAGCUGCAGAACGGCCGACGACGUAUACUCCCAGUCUUAGCACCCAAGGGCUUCAUUCCCGCGCUCGAACCUCCCACACCAGCGCCGCAACCACCAGGAGCGAGAGAACUCUUAACGUCUGAAGCCUGCCAGCUUCUUCACCCACGGCAGCGGUACCCUCAGUACGAGCGCCUCCCAGACGACUGGCUCCCUCCCAUCCGCCUGCCCCAACAACAAGCAGCACUGCAAGUUCCGGGUGAAUACCCUCUCCCGUCUGCCCAAGAUGGCAAACCCACCCAAGUCCGACCAAGAGCAAAACCCGCGACUAUCCCCGUGCAUAUCUUCCAGGCCAGGGCAGCGAACGCCAGUGCUACCCCCGCGUCCACCGUCGCUGCCAUGGGAUUUGGGAGGAUCGAUCUUGAGGGAGGGUACUCUGGUCUUGCGCAGAGGCAGGCGGUAGCUACGGGAAAGACGGCGGAGGAUAUCUCACUGCAGAAGGCGGAGGAGAAGCAUUGA